This is a messenger RNA of Amaranthus tricolor (Joseph's coat), 1998 nucleotides long. RefSeq names its product GDP-mannose 4,6 dehydratase 1. Gene Ontology annotation, biological process: GDP-mannose metabolic process. Bases 325 to 1419 code for a protein of 364 amino acids. The record is from RefSeq and is a predicted model, not a curated record. Lineage: Eukaryota; Viridiplantae; Streptophyta; Magnoliopsida; Caryophyllales; Amaranthaceae. The transcript is spliced from 2 exons. Gene Ontology annotation, molecular function: GDP-mannose 4,6-dehydratase activity.
AAUAAUUUUAGGGUAAAAUUGUCUAAUUUAAGAAUUUGAGUUGUAAUUUUUCCUUGAAAGCCAAUUUUUCACACCAACAAUUUUUUUUGGUUGAAAAAAAAGCAAAUUUCCACACUCCCAAGGGUGGAUCUACCCUUCAAUUACAUCACCAAUUCACCAUCCUAUUCACUUUCCUCCAUUGUUUCCCUCCCAAGCUCACAUCUCAUUCAUCCUUUAAAUCCCACCAUUUUCCCCAAAUAUCCUCAUUCUCUCCCUCCAUUCUAUACCCUCUCUUCAAUCAAACCAAAAAACCCAUUUCAAAUCCCCAUUCUUUUUUGAUCAACAAUGUCUUCAUCAGAUCACACAGAAACACCCCAAAACGGGUCAAACCCACCAACAAAAGUUGCCUUAAUCACAGGAAUCACAGGCCAAGAUGGAUCAUACUUAACUGAAUUUCUCCUCUCAAAAAACUACACUGUUCAUGGCUUAAUCCGUCGAUCAUCAAAUUUCAACACACAAAGAAUCAAUCAUAUCUAUAUAGACCCACACAAUUCCCACAAAGCUACAAUGAAACUUCAUUAUGCGGAUCUUACUGAUGCAUCUUCUCUUCGCCGUUGGAUUGAUACCAUUGCUCCUGAUGAGAUUUACAAUCUUGCAGCACAAUCUCAUGUUGCUGUUUCGUUUGAGAUCCCUGAUUAUACUGCUGAUGUUGUUGCUACUGGUGCUCUUCGGUUACUUGAAGCGGUUAGAUCUCAUAUUGCUGAAACGGGUCGGACCCAUAUUAAAUAUUAUCAAGCCGGGUCUUCUGAGAUGUUCGGAUCUACUCCUCCACCUCAGAAAGAGGAUACUCCGUUUCACCCUAGAUCACCUUAUGCUGUAGCUAAAUGUGCUGCUCAUUGGUAUACCGUCAAUUAUCGUGAAGCUUAUGGUAUAUUUGCUUGCAAUGGUAUCUUAUUCAACCAUGAAUCACCGCGAAGGGGAGAGAACUUUGUGACCCGUAAGAUCACACGUGCAGUCGGCAGGAUCAAGAUUGGGCUUCAGAGCAAACUAUUCCUGGGCAAUUUGCAAGCAUCAAGGGAUUGGGGAUUCGCAGGAGACUACGUGGAAGCAAUGUGGUUGAUGCUCCAACAGGAGAAACCCGAUGAUUAUGUUGUAGCCACCGAGGAGUCCCACAGUGUCGAGGAGUUCUUGGAGGUUGCCUUUGGGUACAUUGGACUCAACUGGCGUGAUCAUGUAGUGAUCGACAAAAGAUACUUUAGGCCCACAGAGGUCGACAAUCUGAAGGGCGAUGCCAGUAAGGCAAAAGAAGUGCUGGGUUGGAAGCCUAAAGUUGGUUUUGAGCAAUUGGUGAAAAUGAUGGUUGAUGAAGACAUAGAGUUGGCUAAUAGGGAGAAAGUGCUCGUCGAUGCCGGUUACAUGGAUGCUCAACAACAACCUUGAGCCAAUUAUUUCCAUACCAUUUGAUUUGAUUCUCACUGUUCUAGAUUAAUCUUUUGUGAGUUAGGUAUAUACGGAUCGGAACAGAUCAGACAGAUCAGAACAUAUCAGAUCUUCAGAUAAUUUAGAGUUUGCAAGUAAGUUAUUGAUUCAUAAUUUGUUGGUUUCAAUCAAAAAGUUCAGUUUUGUGAUUUCUUUACUGGGGCCUCAUUAAGAUCCCAUGUUUCCUCCCAUUGGAUGUCGGUGGGAUACUUCUUUGUCAUAGUCUAUAUGUUGUCUUUACUUGGCAUUUUGCCAUUUAACUCUUCUUUUUUUACAUCAAUAAGCAAGAUCUUCUCUUCAUUGUCUUUUCUUUUUUGAAGAUUAGUGUGGUUGUAAUUUAUAAAUCCAGCUGUUUAUUACUUGAUCCUGGGAACUGGGAUUCCUCUGGAUCAUUGAUAAUUUUUUGAUUAUGAAAUACUCAAUACCAUGUGGUAGUAGUUAUUAUCUUUGACUAUUUGGAAAAGAGUUUCUUUGUAUUCCUAGAGGUGUACAUUUGAGUGUUCGGACAUAUUUCGGAUAUGAUAUCAGUCAAGUUAAUUA